Salvia hispanica is the source of this 2998-nucleotide messenger RNA. RefSeq lists its product as uncharacterized. The record is from RefSeq and is a predicted model, not a curated record. Lineage: Eukaryota; Viridiplantae; Streptophyta; Magnoliopsida; Lamiales; Lamiaceae.
UCUGCUUUCACUCAUUCCUCUCUCUCUCUUUCUCUCUCCAAGAAGUCUAACGGGAAUGGCACAUACAUUCGAUGCUAAUGUUGUGAUGCAACAAGGGGGAGUUCAUCAAGUCCUCAUCUUUUGAACUGGGUUGUUAUGGGGAUUGAGAACCAAUGCUCCAAAGGUGGAAAUUAUAUUGGUGGCUUCCUCCAGAUGUUUGAUUGGAAUGCUAAAUCUAGGAAGAAGUUGUUUUCAAGCAAGUCUGAAGUAACCGAGAAAUCGAAACAGAAGAAAAGAUGUGACGGAAAUUCGCCAAGGACCCAUCUUGCCAUGAUGGAAAUGGAUGAAAAGGCAGCUGUAUCCAGUGUUGGAGGAAGCAGUGAUCAAAGCUGCGCUUCAUCUCUCGUUGAUGAAGACUUUUAUGGGACGAAGGCUCCUGGAGUUGUUGCAAGGCUGAUGGGAUUGGAUUCCUUGCCAAAAUCCAGCAUGUCGGAGCCUUACUCCACUCCACUUUUCAGUUCUAGCUCACUUCGUGAUGCUUAUUACCAAACCAAAAACCGCGAAUACCCUCAGGAAAGCCGCCUGCAGGGCUUGUAUAACCGGAAUGAAAUGGAGCUCAAAUAUCCAAGGGUGACACACAAGCCAGUCGAGAAAUUUCAAACUGAAACCUUGCCGCCUAAAUCAGCUAAAUCAAUCCCAAUCACACACCAUAAACUUCUAUCUCCUAUUAAAAGUGCCAACUCUAUCCCUCCUAAGGAUGCUGCUCACAUAAUGGAAGCAGCAGCAAGGAUUAUUGAGACGGGACCAUCUCGUUUGAGUACAACGGCUAAACUGCCUCCGGUAGGAGCUUCUUCAGUCCCUUUGAGAGUAAGGGGUUUGAAGGAGAAGGCUGAAGCAGCACAAAAACCAUCAAAGAUUUUUGAAGGUUCUCGAAGAAAAGCUGAAUCCAGUCUCAGGGGGAACUCAAUGGUUAAGAGCGGGAACAGAUCAGUUGAUGCGGUUCCAAUAAGGGUAAUGCCUGACUCGGAUGGAACAUCGUCUAAUGGUGUGAAAAGUAAUGGAAAGACUAUUUCACUGGCUUUACAGGCAAAGGCCAAUGUUCAGAAGAGAGUGGGCCUCAGUUUGAAUGGCAACAAGAACAUUGUUAGCCAGAAAGUUUUGUGUGAGCUCAGUCCCAAUCAUACCUUGAAAAGCCAGUCGACUACAUGCAGUCCUAAUCAUCCCUUGAAAAGCCAGUCGACUACACUAAGUCCCAAUCAUCCUCUGAAAAGCCAGUCGACUACACUAAGUCCCAAUCAUCCUUUGAAUAGCCAGUCGACUACACAGAAGAGUACGGCAAAGAAACAAUCUAUGCAAAAUGGUUCAAGUGUGCUACAGCAGAACAAUCAGAAGCAAAACUGCAUUGUUGAUAGAGGAAAGUUGUCUUCAAAAUGCAACUCAAAAGGAGGAAAAACACCCAGUGAAGAAUCUUUGUCCACUAGGCAACGAAAUUCUAGCAAAGUUUCCAGCACCUCUAGAGUUAAUUCGAGGAAGUUGAGCUCAGAGGUUAAAGAUGACAAACGAGAAGCAUUGCCUUCUUGCAAAGAAAGAGUUACCAGCAAGAAACGGUCUGUGGAUGGGAGUUACCACUUGGGUAAAAAUCAAGCUGUUCAAAACUUGCAGAUGGAUAGAAGUGGGAAAGGCAUCCAAUCUAGGGAUAUUACAGAUAGGCAAAGUAGUUGGGGUCAAGAAAGUGGAGGGAAUGGAAGGGAUGUCGUUUCAUUUACUUUCAAAUCUCCAAUGACACGAUUGGCAUCAGAUUCUCUGAGGCCCGGAGAGGCAGGGGAAACUUGUAAGAUCUUGUCAGAAGGCUAUCAAAGUAAAAGAGCUGAUGACAUGAGUGGUUCGAGAUUUUCUCUCUGUGGAAAUAAUAUAAUGGGAGGUGAUGCAUUAAACACUCUUUUGGAGCAAAAACUAAAAGAAUUGGCUGAUAAGGUAGAAUUCUCCCAACAAAAUUCUCGAACGGAUUCUAAUGAUAUGAUGCCUAGUUGUGAGGCCUCAGUGAGCUCAAGCAUGUCAGAAUCAUGUAAAGCCAAAGAGGGGGUUCACGCAGUUGAUACGGUGGGGCUAGAAAAAACCAGCACUAGCGAUGGCAAUAUAUCUAGAGCCAGAAAGUCACUCGACCCCAGGCUUCCUAGUCCAGUUUCAGUUCUUGAACAUUCUUCGUUUCCAGACAGUUGCAGUUCAUCAGAUACCGCAGACAGUAAUAGCACUGGAGGCAGCAAGCAGUGUUCAUCAGUCCAAUCUAUGGAAGUGCUCGACUCUUUUUCCUCGAAGAUGUAUCUUGCAGAUGAACCCAAUACUGAGUUAUCAGACUCAGCUUCAUCAACUUCUGUUGAAACUGUGCCCAAAAGGCAGGAGAUUAUUUCAAACUCAACUGACAACGUGAACCGAAGAAGGUGGGAAUUAAAGUAUGUGAAGGAGAUGCUAUCCAAUAUGGAGCUGAAGUUCAAGGACUAUGCAGUAGGCAGAACUCAAGGCAUCGUAAACCCUCGUCUUUUUAAUCAGCUAGAAAGUUGCAAUCAGUUCUUGAGCAACGGUGUAGAGAUUCCCGUGCUAGACCAAAGAGUUUUGUUCGACUGUGUUAGUGAAUGCUUAGACCUGAGGUGCAGACAGUUUGUUGGCGGUGGAUACAGAUCGUUGGCUAAAGGUCUAUCAUUGGUUAGACAAGAGGAGACAUUUGCUCAAGAAGUCCACAGAGAAAUCUGUGGUUGGAAUGCUAACAUUGGAGAUUCCAUGAUAGAUGAACUUGUAGAUAAGGACAUGAGCAAUCAAUAUGGUAGAUGGGUCGACUUUGAUGUCGAAGUAUUUGAACUUGGGACACAGAUUCAGUCCCAGAUUCUUAAUUCUUUGAUAGAUGAAGUAGUAGCUGAUAUACAUUGAUGCUUUAGCAACCUGAAUUGAAAUCACACCCUUCAACUUGCAUUGUAAGUUAUUCUUCAUUUAUCUAUUUCGAUAAAAUUGAUAAUUCUUCUUAUAA